AUGAAUCAACGAGAGAAGUUUAACGAAUUAAAUGAAUUAGAAGCUGAUCGCAUCCAAGAUGGCUUGGAUAACCCCGAUACUUCUAUAUGGUCAUUAACUCACGCCAUGAAGCGAGUCAAUCGUGGCAGAAAUAGGUAUUCGAAUGUAUUUCCCUGGAAUGAAACCAGAGUGGUAUUGCCUGUCAAAGAUGAUAAAGAAUUUUCUGAUUAUAUUAAUGCAUCACGGAUAAAGUUGUCGUUGAGUGAUGAAGGUGCAUUCGAUGAAUACAUUGCCUGUCAAGGUCCUCUUGAAAGCACAUACAAUCACUUUUGGUCCAUGUGCUUUAAUGAAUCAGAAGUUCAGAAUAAUGAUACAGUUGUAAUAGUGAUGGUUACACCCUUGACUGAAAAUGGAGUAGUUAAAUGUGCGAGAUAUUGGCCAGAAUUGAACCAAACCUGGGAUUUCUCCACUGAUAAUAUCGAAGAUGGUAUAAACGUCCCCAAUUUAGUCAUAACUAACAAGUCAGAAACGUUUGAUUCCAAUGAAGAUUUCAUAAUAACCGAAUUAGAACUCAAAUCAAAUGACAAAAUCAAGACAGUAUACCAUUAUUACUACUUCAAAUGGGUAGAUGCUAAGGUGCCACCUUCGAUAGAACCCUUGUUCAAAAUAUCCCAAGAUAUAAGUUCAAUAAGAUCAACUAUGGAAACCCCCCCGGUUCCAAUUGUGCAUUGUUCAGCAGGAGUGGGUCGUUCAGGAACGUUUAUUGCAUUUGACCAUUUGUUUGGUCGCAAUCUAGAUGAAUUUAUUGACUUAGUUAGAAAGAAACAACCAUAUCAGUAUGAUAUUGUGUAUAAAACAGUUUACCAAUUAAGAAGUCAACGCAUGAUGAUGGUACAAACUAUUCACCAAUACAAUUUCUUGUAUGAAGUGGCCAAAAUGGUAUUUAAUGAAAAUGUAAAUAGAUUAGACUAA
This is a messenger RNA of Spathaspora passalidarum NRRL Y-27907, 951 nucleotides long. RefSeq names its product tyrosine protein phosphatase (gene PTP1). Gene Ontology annotation, biological process: protein dephosphorylation. The transcript has a single exon. The record is from RefSeq and is a predicted model, not a curated record. NCBI's taxonomy places the organism in Eukaryota, Fungi, Ascomycota, Pichiomycetes, Serinales, Debaryomycetaceae. Gene Ontology annotation, molecular function: protein tyrosine phosphatase activity. Bases 1 to 951 code for a protein of 316 amino acids.